AUUCAGAUGGCUUACACGGGACAAUCUAAUACCGUUCAGAUGACUGUAUGAUUCUUAUUCUCGCAGUUUUUCCGCAUAUUUCGAAAUUCUGUAGGCACCAUUAACCACGAGGGUUACAAGAGGGAACUCCCAAUUUUCACUGGACGAUGAUUCUCCCGUGCAAUCUGUAGUAGAGCGGGCAGCUUAUUUCUGACCAUCGAUGAACAACAUUGAGGAGACGGUUCAGGUUGGUCUGUUAAACGGAGCGCUGGUUCGAUCGACUUUCUCGCAUUGGAUCCGAGCAGACGGAUAAUUUCAUUAGGGAAAUCACGGCCGCAACGCAUCCUACGUUUCUUGCAGCGUGUAUCUCGUUUUACGGGACACGGGUGCACGGUCGUCGAUGCUGAUCGCGUGCACAGGAACGAAACAACGAGGUCUCGAUACACGACGAUUGACGUUUCCAUCCGCGCUGAUCGGGCUCUACACGGGGGAAAAAAGCCAUGCCUCGAACACCGUCGUGAAUCGACGCUGCACGAUUCAUGCAGAUACGUCGUUUAGCUGUUAAAGAUGUGCGACACGAGUGUCUGAGCCUCGCCGUACGAUGCAGUCCAUUUAUUGGACCGGGAGGCUGUUGUCUCGAGCGUUAUGGAAUGGUAUAUCGAAUUACACAACGUGCGCCGAUCCUAACGUGAGCAAGCAUCGCGAGGCAUCCUUCAUCUCGGCAGUAUGUGGUUUCCCGAAGGACUUCUCGCGUGGACGUGUACGGAAGGGUCAGUUCGGCGACGACGCUUGGUUCAGUGCCAAAUUCAAGGCUGUCGAAGUAAUAGGUGUAGCAGACGGUGUAGGAGGAUGGAGGCACUACGGGAUCGACCCAGGAGAGUUCUCCAGUUUUCUUAUGAGAACCUGCGAAAGAUUGGUCUCCAUGGGCAGAUUUACACCCUCCGAGCCAGCUGGUUUACUAGCGCGUAGUUACUAUGAAUUAUUAGAAAAUAAACAACCUAUACUAGGUAGCAGCACAGCGUGCGUGAUAAUCCUCAACAAAGAGACUAGCAGCAUUUACGCAGCUAAUAUCGGCGAUAGUGGUUUUGUAGUUGUGAGGAAAGGAGAAGUAGUUCAUCGUUCUUCCGAACAACAGCACUACUUUAAUACUCCGUUUCAAUUGUCUCUUCCACCUCCAGGACAUUCUGGUCUGGUACUUAGCGACAGUCCAGAGUCUGCGGACACUUCGAGUUUCGGGGUCGAAGACGGCGAUGUAAUUCUGCUGGCAACCGACGGAGUUUUCGAUAAUGUGCCUGAUCAGCUAAUUAUCACAGAGAUGCGUAAACUGCAAGGCGAAAAAGAUCCUACGAAAAUACAAGGAGUCGCGAAUUCGAUAGCUUGGAUGGCACGUAGUUUAGCUUUCGACGGCGCGUUCAUGUCUCCAUUCGCCCAAAGUGCUAGAGAGAAUGGAAUUGACACAAUAGGUGGUAAGCCAGAUGACAUUACAGUGCUUUUAGCAACGGUGGCAAUAUAAUAAAAUAUGUACAAUAGAGUCUUGAUCAUUGUAUUAUAGUCCAUGUCAUUGCGUAUAUGUACCUAGUUAUACAUCAUUAUAUCCUGUUAUGAUAAUCAUUUAUUAUUUAAAUCUAAAUAAAUGGUUUUGUAAAUCAUUCUUUGUCGUGUCGAUCUCCUACACACAGAAAUAACGAUGAACUUUUUUUUUCCGCUUAUCAGCGAGAAUGAAAUUAUAACUACGUAAUAU
Dufourea novaeangliae is the source of this 1720-nucleotide messenger RNA. Its product is annotated as protein phosphatase PTC7 homolog. Bases 581 to 1492 code for a protein of 303 amino acids. The record is from RefSeq and is a predicted model, not a curated record. The transcript is spliced from 5 exons. Lineage: Eukaryota; Metazoa; Arthropoda; Insecta; Hymenoptera; Halictidae.